AUGAAAGUGAAAGCAAAGAAGUCCAGAGAAAAGUUGGGCUUACCCACCGUCUUCCUCGUCCGCUCCCUCUUCUUCUUCGCCGGCUUAUUCAUCUCCACCCUCCUCUCCCAUCCCUCCGUCCCUCUCUUCCUCUCCGGCUCUCGACCUGUCUCCGGAACGCUGGAAUCGGAAGACGACGAAGAUCACGGUCCAAUACUGCAGGGUGACACCGGAGAGUGGAGACAGCUUUAUCCAGUCGAUUCCAUUCCAGGUUUUGAGUUGGAGACCGCGCGCUCUGUAUUUUCCGAGAUUUGCAACUGCGGAGCAGUGGCGAAGAUGAAGCUCCGGCCGUCCACAUUGGCAUUGCGAAAGGGAGAGACUGCCGAGAGCACAAAGGGGGCUCGAACAAGGCACAUUUAUUAG
Molecule: messenger RNA, 402 nt
Organism: Malus domestica (apple)
Lineage: Eukaryota; Viridiplantae; Streptophyta; Magnoliopsida; Rosales; Rosaceae
Source: RefSeq, a predicted model, not a curated record